UGUGUGGACAUUGUAUUCUACAAGAUUUAUCAUUACAAAAACUAGUGGCAAGACUGAAACAGACCGGGAAAGCAAGGUUUGUAUUUGCCAAGGAACAAAAUGAUGUUCUUGAGCAUCUAGAGAUUAUUAAGUGAUCAGGUUAACACCAACACAUUUCGCUUCCAAAAUUUCACUUUUCUAAAGAAAGACAAGUGAGUGAGAAUAUUAAACUCGUUUCAUCUGCCAGUUGUGAUUACAACAAUGGAGUCAACUUUGCCAAUGACAUCAAUGGAGGGUCUGAAUACUGACCAGUUCGAUUCUAACGAUUCCUACGUCCAAGAUGGACUAUACGAAUACAGCAUCGUCUUUGAAGGGGACCUCUGUCUGUCCAAGGGACCCAAAUUCAUGCGGGAUGCCGCCAUUCUGGGCAUUUUCUUUCUGGUUGGUUUCCUAGGAAACUGUUGUCUAAUGAUGGUGAUCCUAAGCAGCCCGCGUCUACGUACAUCAGCAAAUAUACUUCUGACAAACCUUGCGAUGGGUGAUCUACUCUACGUAAUGGUAUCUGGACCUUUCUUUCUGGAGCAUGAGCUGCAUUCCUGUUGGCAGUACGGACUGGCUGGGUGUAAACUGGUUAAUUUCACACAAGUGAUGGUGCAAGGGGUCUGUGUAUACACCUUGACUGCCCUUAGUAUUGAGCGUUACUCGGUGUUGGUUCGUGGAGGCACCAUCAGACACGGUGGUCGUAUGCGACGAGGCAUCCUCGCUGCCUUCGCCGUUUGGUUUAUCGCAGCAGUAGUGGCGUCACCCAUCUUAGCCUACGCUCACAUCUCCGGUGGAGAUGCACCCGUAUGCCAGUACACACAGCUCUUCAGCCGAGCGGCAAAAAUCUACGAAGUCGCAAGAUCACUGGUAAUGUACCUCUUACCGCUAGCUAUCAUCACCUUUCUCUACACAGUUAUUGCACAGACUCUCUUGAAAAGUGCAGGAGCGUUUGCAGGUGAGACGCAGCCCGGAGCGAGGCACUUCUCGGCCCGCAGACGACUCGCCCUGACUGUCCUCAUCUUAGCUUUGUUCUUUGGAAUCUUCUGGCUCCCUUACUACAUCUACAUCGUCUGGUUCCAACUCGAUCACUCCUCGCUCGUCCAUAUGGCCGGCGUCGCUGAGUUUCGGAAUCUCUACUACUUCUCGGCUCUAGCCAACUCUUGCCUCAACCCCAUUAUAAUCUUUGCCAUGAGCACGAGCCAUCGGAGGGCCUUGAUGAUUUGUGUUAGGUGUAGGAAAGCAGAAACCACCAUCACCAGUGUGGCUCACACGCGAUCGGCCAACGGGAUUCCAGGAGAGAAGGUCAAGCAGCCUAUCGACAGCAGGUCGGGAUCCCGUAAUACCAGGUGUACGGAACUAUAACUACGAACUCAGAUAAGUUGAUCAGAACAUAAAAACACGACAUUAAAUAUGAUUUACUGAGCAUUAAUGUCACAAUUUCGUUUCAACGUAAAAGCAAAUUUGUUUUCAGGUAUGACUGGAUACGCAUUAUUAAAAAGUUUAAAUGUGUAUAUUUGACUGUUAAUUUAUCUUAGCACUGUCAUCAGCAAUAGCUAUCAAAUUUGGAAUGUGCAUAUAUUUCUUUUGUACUGACAUAAUUUAUCCUCUAUUUUGUUUACGUAAACUUAGAAUAGCCAAAUGAGUGGUCAAGUGUAAUGAUAUACGUCU
This is a messenger RNA of Strongylocentrotus purpuratus (purple sea urchin), 1689 nucleotides long. Its product is annotated as phe13-bombesin receptor. Gene Ontology annotation, cellular component: membrane. Bases 241 to 1383 code for a protein of 380 amino acids. Gene Ontology annotation, molecular function: G protein-coupled receptor activity. NCBI's taxonomy places the organism in Eukaryota, Metazoa, Echinodermata, Echinoidea, Camarodonta, Strongylocentrotidae. The record is from RefSeq and is a predicted model, not a curated record. The transcript has a single exon. Gene Ontology annotation, biological process: G protein-coupled receptor signaling pathway.